UAUUGUAAAUAAAAGGUGUUCUUUUGAUAGUUACGAAUUUUCGCGGCUGAUCUAGGUAGGUACUUGGUUUUUCUUUAGUGAAAAUCGAGCCAUUUUGUGAGUGUUUUGCGCAGUAAAAAUUUCAUAUUUUAUUCAGCAUGUAUCGAUUUAGAAGUGAAAAUUAUAAUAGUUUACAAUCUCACAACAUUAGACUGCACCAGCUUAAGUCCACGAUGUCGAACCCUCCGCGCAAGGUGAUCCACCUGCCGAAGGUGCGCAUGGUGUCACGGGGCGCUCGCUCUGGAACUGGGCUGCGGAUCACCAACGUCAAGUCCAUCAAGCCCCCGGACCCUGACGCCUUGCGGAAGCAAGAGGAGGACAAACUGAGGGCACAGCUCCAGAAAGAAAUCGUUUCCCGCUCGCGCUCAUGCGCAUACAAGCGCUACAAGUGUGCGUUACAAGUGGUCAACGGCAGCGAGUAUUGCGCACGGCACAUUCUGCAAGACCCCAACGCGCCCUACCGCCGCUGUGCGCACGACAAGUGCAGUUUGCCAGCAAGAGCUGAUAAUGCUGAUCAUCAGUUAUGCUUCGAGCACGCACGUGCAGCGCUGAUGUCCCGCCAGCGCGGCGCGGCGCCGCCGCCGCCCGUCACCACCAGCGAAACGCUACUGCACCAGCUGCAGCACUACGUCAAGCCGGAGCGCGUGCGCACCACGUCGUGCGCGUCGUCGGUGUCGGUGGUCAGUGACCCCGCCGACCACGAGCAGAUAUCUCCGCACGCCGUCGAUCCCUUCAAACAAAUCGACGCGACGGCCGUCAACGCGGCGUACUCGUCCAGCAUAAUGGAGUGCGCGAGCGCAAGUGACAGCGACGGCGAGAGCGUGUGUGUGACGUCAGCGGAGGGGGGGGACGAGGGCAGUGACCCCGAGGACGCCGACUGCGAGGAACUGCCGCUCUGGCGGGCGGGCGUGUUCACGGCGGAGGAGGCGGUGUCGGAGGCGGGCGGAGCCCUGCGCUCGCUGCAGGCCGCCUACGUGGGGCAGAUGGCGCGGCUGAGGACGCUGCUGCGGGCCGCGCGCCUGGACUACCUCAAGACGCUCAAGGCGGAGAAAGAGCAGUACUGCAGCAUCUACUCGCAGUCGCUGAGCGGGCCGCUGACGGUGCGCGAGCGCCGCCAGCUGCGCAAGCUGAAGGCGUUCGCCAGCUACCGCCGCAAGCAUGGCGUGGACGCCGUGCUGGCCCGCAAGCUGCACCACAAGAGGCUCAAGGCCACCACCCCGUGCCCGCGGCCGCCGCUGGCGGGGCGCUGCACGUUCGCGGAGGGCGGCGUGCGCUGCCCACAGCCCGCCCUGCCCGCCGCCAAGCACUGCCUCAAGCAUGUGCUGUGCGACACCAACCAGGUGCUGUUCGUGUCGUGCGGCGACGUGCGCGGCGGCGUGCCGUGCCGCGAGCCGGCGCCGCGCCUGCCGCUGCCGCUGCACUGCCGGUACCACGCCGGCCCGCCCGCAUACACCGUGUUCACGCUCAAGAAAGACGGCUCCGACAGCGAUUCAGACUCUGGCUCAAGCUCGGGCUCGGAGGCGGAGCCGGGGCUGGGGGCGAACGCUCCGCCCUCCGUGCGUGCCUGACGCGGGCGCCCCCGCGGCCGCCCGCGCGGUCCCCGGCGCCAGCCCGCCCCGCGCCCGCCCAUACCCAUCUACAGUGACACUGAGUGAUUCUAGUGAUGGUGAUACAUUUGCGAGUCAAAAGUGAUACAUUUACGAGACAAAAGUGAUACAUUUGUGAGACAGAAAUGAUAACUGAAAAUUGGAAUUAUAAAGGCCACAUUAAAGCAAUUCACCUAAAAAAGCAAUAUUGCUAUAUGAGAUUUGUUGACAUUGCGCACUUAUAAGCGUAUAUCUGAAAUUACAAUAUUGUUUGUUAGAUGGAUUGCUUUAAUGCGGCGUUUUUCGACUCCCAGAGGGUCAACAAUGAUACAUUUGUGUGACAAAAGUGAUGAGUGACCCGUGACCAUAAGUGAUACGUGUGUCAUAAGUGAUAAGAAUAGCAGAUCGAAAAUAUAGGAAGCUUUACUGGAGAAAACACAUUUUUGUUUUUCAUAAUAAUACCCAUAAUAUAAUAAUGAUGAUAAUUGGGUAAUUUUCUAGUUCGAAAAUCCAUACUAAAAACCCAUAAUCCAUAUAAUAAAUGCGAAAGUGUGUCUUGUCUGUUUGUCAGUCUUUCACGGCAAAACGGAACGAGGAAUUGACGUCAUUUUUUAAGUGGAGAUAGCUGAAGGGACGGAGAGUGAUAUAGGCUACUUUUUGUCUCUUCAUUUUAGGGUUUGUGGGUUGUUACCCCACUAAAUUACUGCAAAUCUAAAACUAAUACAAAUCAUUUUAUCUUUUCUAUUUAAUUGAUUUAUUCAUUUUAAUUAAGAAAACGCAAGAAUAUAUUCUAUAUCUUUCCUCGUUUAUCUUUGAUAGUAAUUUCUUGAUUCCAUGGUGACGUUUUGUAGAAAGUAAUUCAUGUGACUAAAUGGAAACUACCCAAUUGAAUAUGUGGAAUAAGAUUUUAUUACUCGAAGCAUGUCUAAUAUACAUAAAUCUAAGUAUAAUAGAAUGGAUACAAAAGCCAUGUAUACAACAAAUUAAUAUCAUUAAGGCAUGAAGAUCAAUUCUACAGUGUUUUAAGUAUUAAUUAGUAUUUUUCGUGUUAUAAAAGCAGUAAAUUCGGGCCAUCACAAUAUGGUGUAAAUGGUGCAGAUUCCAAAAUACACCAUCUAAUUUUAACUAAAGUUAUACCUGUCAUUUUCUUAUCCCCCAAAAGGACAGGGAUGGACACAAAAUUUAUGGAACACUCGUCAAUUUUAAGCAGAAAUCGGAAACAACCGUCAAAACAUUUACAUUGGCCAAUAACUCGACAGAGUUAAGUAGACAGCACACAUGUCAAACGGAUUGCAUGACAGCGAGAUACCUUUUUGAUUCGCCCAGGUUUUUCAUUAAUUUACUCAUUCUCCCUAAAAUUAAGAGCUGUCAAUCAUCCGUCCCUUUCCUUUUCGGCGGAUAAGAAAAUGACAGGUAUAACUUAAAAUUAGGAGGUGUCUGCAAGAAUCGUGUGACCGUUUUAAAAAUAGUGCUGUCCUUAACUUACGAUGUGUACAGGGAAGAGAUAGAACUAUUUUUCAAAUUCAAAUUAUUUAUUUCAAUAAUUACCUGACUUCAUUGUCUUGUUGUGUUUUGGAACUGGCAAGUUUGUGUUUUCUAGAAUCGACACUAGAAGUUAAGAAAACAAUUUUAAUUCCCACAAUCGAAUUUGCAUUUAUUUUUAUGUAGCUGAUUGACACCAAAUCUGUAAAUAUUUGAGCUUGAUAAUAGAUGUUUUGUUAGAAA
Messenger RNA from Pectinophora gossypiella (pink bollworm), 3350 nucleotides. RefSeq names its product KAT8 regulatory NSL complex subunit 2 (gene dgt1). The coding region runs from base 138 to 1607 and encodes 489 amino acids. The record is from RefSeq and is a predicted model, not a curated record. The transcript is spliced from 11 exons. Gene Ontology annotation, cellular component: NSL complex. Lineage: Eukaryota; Metazoa; Arthropoda; Insecta; Lepidoptera; Gelechiidae.